AUGGCGGCUCCGGGGGCCAGCGGGCCGAGCUCGGCCUCCAACCCGAGGAAAUUCAGCGAGAAGAUCGCACUGCAGCGGCAGAGACAGGCGGAGGAGACGGCGGCCUUCGAGGAGGUCAUGAUGGAUAUCGGCUCCACACGGGUAACGGCGGGUCACGGGGAGGGCGGCAUGUCACUGGCCGGUCACUACGGUACGGCCACCGCAAGCGCUCACCGGAUCCCACCCAGGGGGGCCACAGCUAAUCAGGGUCUCACUAUACACCUGUCAGAGUGUCACAGCUAAUCAGGGUCUCACUAUACACCUGUCAGAGUGUCACAGCUAAUCAGGGUCUCACUAUACACCUGUCAGAGUGUCACAGCUAAUCAGGGUCUCACUAUACACCUGUCAGUGUGUCACAGCUAAUCAGGGUCUCACUAUACACCUGUCAGUGUGUCACAGCUAAUCAGGGUCUCACUAUACACCUGUCAGUGUGUCACAGCUAAUCAGGGUCUCACUAUACACCUGUCAGAGUGUCACAGCUAAUCAGGGUCUCACUAUACACCUGUCAGAGUGUCACAGCUAAUCAGGGUCUCACUAUACACCUGUCAGUGUGUCACAGCUAAUCAGGGUCUCACUAUACACCUGUCAGUGUGUCACAGCUAAUCAGGGUCUCACUAUACACCUGUCAGUGUGUCACAGCUAAUCAGGGUCUCACUAUACACCUGUCAGAGUGUCACAGCUAAUCAGGGUCUCACUAUACACCUGUCAGUGUGUCACAGCUAAUCAGGGUCUCACUAUACACCUGUCAGUGUGUCACAGCUAAUCAGGGUCUCACUAUACACCUGUCAGUGUGUCACAGCUAAUCAGGGUCUCACUAUACACCUGUCAGUGUGUCACAGCUAAUCAGGGUCUCACUAUACACCUGUCAGUGUGUCACAGCUAAUCAGGGUCUCACUAUACACCUGUCAGUGUGUCACAGCUAAUCAGGGUCUCACUAUACACCUGUCAGUGUGUCACAGCUAAUCAGGGUCUCACUAUACACCUGUCAGAGUGUCACAGCUAAUCAGGGUCUCACUAUACACCUGUCAGUGUGUCACAGCUAAUCAGGGUCUCACUAUACACCUGUCAGUGUGUCACAGCUAAUCAGGGUCUCACUAUACACCUGUCAGUGUGUCACAGCUAAUCAGGGUCUCACUAUACACCUGUCAGUGUGCCACAGCUAAUCAGGGUCUCACUAUACACCUGUCAGAGUGCCACAGCUAGUCAGGGUCUCACUAUACACCUGUCAGUGUGCCACAGCUAAUCAGGGUCUCACUAUACACCUGUCAGUGUGCCUCAGCUAGUCAGGGUCUCACUAUACACCUGUCAGUGUGCCUCAGCUAAUCAGGGUCUCACUAUACAGGGUCUACACUAGUCAGUGUCACAGCUAAUCAGGGUCUCACUAUACACCUGUCAGUGUGUCACAGCUAAUCAGGGUCUCACUAUACACCUGUCAGAGUGUCACAGCUAAUCAGGGUCUCACUAUACACCUGUCAGUGUGUCACAGCUAAUCAGGGUCUCACUAUACACCUGUCAGUGUGUCACAGCUAAUCAGGGUCUCACUAUACACCUGUCAGAGUGUCACAGCUAAUCAGGUCUCACUAUACACCUGUCAGUGUGUCACAGCUAAUCAGGGUCUCACUAUACACCUGUCAGUGUGUCACAGCUAAUCAGGGUCUCACUAUACACCUGUCAGAGUGUCACAGCUAAUCAGGGUCUCACUAUACACCUGUCAGUGUGUCACAGCUAAUCAGGGUCUCACUAUACACCUGUCAGAGUGUCACAGCUAAUCAGGGUCUCACUAUACACCUGUCAGAGUGUCACAGCUAAUCAGGGUCUCACUAUACACCUGUCAGUGUGUCACAGCUAAUCAGGGUCUCACUAUACACCUGUCAGUGUGCCACAGCUAAUCAGGGUCUCACUAUACACCUGUCAGUGUGUCACAGCUAAUCAGGGUCUCACUAUACACCUGUCAGUGUGUCACAGCUAAUCAGGGUCUCACUAUACACCUGUCAGUGUGUCACAGCUAAUCAGGGUCUCACUAUACACCUGUCAGAGUGUCACAGCUAAUCAGGGUCUCACUAUACACCUGUCAGUGUGUCACAGCUAAUCAGGGUCUCACUAUACACCUGUCAGUGUGUCACAGCUAAUCAGGGUCUCACUAUACACCUGUCAGUGUGUCACAGCUAAUCAGGGUCUCACUAUACACCUGUCAGUGUGUCACAGCUAGGGUCUCACUAUACACCUGUCAGGUGUCACAGCUAAUCAGGGUCUCACUAUACACCUGUCAGUGUGUCACAGCUAAUCAGGGUCUCACUAUACACCUGUCAGAGUGUCACAGCUAAUCACGGUCUCACUAUACACCUGUCAGUGUUUCACAGCUAAUCAGGGUCUCACUAUACACCUGUCAGAGUGUCACAGCUAAUCAGGGUCUCACUAUACACCUGUCAGAGUGUCACAGCUAAUCAGGGUCUCACUAUACACCUGUCAGUGUGCCACAGCUAAUCAGGGUCUCACUAUACACCUGUCAGAGUGCCACAGCUAAUCAGGGUCUCACUAUACACCUGUCAGUGUGUCACAGCUAAUCAGGGUCUCACUAUACACCUGUCAGUGUGCCACAGCUAAUCAGGGUCUCACUAUACACCUGUCAGUGUGUCACAGCUAAUCAGGGUCUCACUAUACACCUGUCAGUGUGUCACAGCUAAUCAGGGUCUCACUAUACACCUGUCAGUGUGUCACAGCUAAUCAGGGUCUCACUAUACACCUGUCAGAGUGUCACAGCUAAUCAGGGUCUCACUAUACACCUGUCAGUGUGUCACAGCUAAUCAGGGUCUCACUAUACACCUGUCAGAGUGUCACAGCUAAUCAGGGUCUCGCUAUACACCUGUCAGAGUGUCACAGCUAAUCAGGGUCUCGCUAUACACCUGUCAGUGUGUCACAGCUAAUCAGGGUCUCACUAUACACCUGUCAGUGUGUCACAGCUAAUCAGGGUCUCACUAUACACCUGUCAGUGUGUCACAGCUAAUCAGGGUCUCACUAUACACCUGUCAGUGUGUCACAGCUAAUCAGGGUCUCACUAUACACCUGUCAGGGUCUCACUAUACACCUGUCAGAGUGUCACAGCUAAUCAGGGUCUCGCUAUACACCUGUCAGUGUGUCACAGCUAAUCAGGGUCUCGCUAUACACCUGUCAGUGUGCCACAGCUAAUCAGGGUCUCGCUAUACACCUGUCAGUGUGCUACAGUUAUGCCAGCUCUCACUUGAUUCCUGACAAUGUGCCACGUCUGCCUGACUAACUUUCUCGUGACAGUGUGCCACAAGUACGCCAGCUGUCACGUGUCUCCUGACAAUUUGCCAGUGAUAUGCCAGUGUCACAGAUAUACCAGGUUUCACAAGGCACCGUUCAGUGUUCCACAGGUAUACUGGGUCUCAGGGGACUUAGGUCAGUGUACCACAGGUAUGCCAGGCCUUACGUGACUCCUGUCAGUGUGCCACAGGUAUGCCAAGUGUCUCAUGGCUUCUGUCAGUAUGCCACAUGUAUGCCAGGUCUCACGUGAUUUCUGUCAGUGUACCAUAUCUCCCAUGGCAUCUAGUAUGCCAGAACACAUAAGAUGGAUGUCAUCACGUUAGCUCUACAGUGGUUCCUGCCAAUGUGUCUCACGUUUCCGCAUCACAUAUGUGUCCUGCCAGUGAGUCACAGGUUUACAAGAUCUCACGUAUCUUCGGUCGUUAUGCCACAGUUUGCCAGAUCUUACAUGUCUCCUGUCAUUGAGCUAGGUAUUUCGUGGCUCCUGUCAGUAUGCCACUAAUGUGACAAAUCUCAGGCGAUUCUAACUCUGUGCUGCAGGUGUACCUGAGUUCAUUUGACUUUUGAUAGUAUACCAAAUGUAAUGUGACUCUAGCCAGUUUGACAGCCAUACUACGUGUGAUAGACCUUGAGAAACAUGUCACAGAAUGUUGUGGGAGUGUCAUGCUUACGUUAACUCAUCUUUGACUGCUCAUUGAGGGCCUGCAAGCUUAAGAAAGUGUUAGAGAUACUCAGACAGGGUUGGUGAGUGUACAAUAGCACAAGGGAUCAGAACACCUUGGGCUACAAUUAGCAUAAAUCGAUUCUAAUGCAAAAUCUAAUUGUAACAACCUCUAACCCUAAACAUAUUUCCAGUUGUACAUUUCACCUUAAUGCUCAUUGAUCUAAUAAUUUUCCAUCAUUCACUAAAUGUAAUCCCAAAUAUUCUAUCUCCUGGGGUUGUAACUCACUCGCUGUCAGUGUAGCCCUAACUUUACAUAUAUAGUAGGUCAUCGCUGAGCAACUCUCUUGCAUCCUGAUGUUGUUCUUUGCUGGAAGUUUAGGUGUCUAUCCAUCCUCUUGUCAGCCUCAUGUUUGGAAAACCUUCGCGAUACAAGACUAGUGAGAAUAAUAGAUUGUGAUUGGUCGAGUAAAGGGGCUGUUUCUGCAUUUUGCUGUUAUUUCGACCCAAAUUAAAGUUACAUGAUUGACCCAUGUUCCAGAAAUACUGUUGUAUGGCCUCUGUUAUAUUGUCAGUCGUUUUUACCAUUUUGCUAAAGCACAUUUGUGGUGUAGUUACAUGGUUGCAAAUUCAGUUUUUGCUAUAACUGCCCUGUGUGUCCUUUCAUCGGGGGAAAUUAAUUAUAUUUCACAAUCUGUGGCAAACAUCGUAGAAUACUUUCUACAAACUAUUUUUACUAAAUUUUUAACUGCGUCCUGACCGGCGGUUAUCAGACAUCAUUGAUUUAGGUGGAUGCUGACAGUUGAUCAUACAAAAGGUAUUUGUAGACACACAGAUUGUCAUACUGCUACUGCACUACUACAGCCUCCUUUAUCAAUUGCACUUUCACCCGCGAUGUAGUCAUUCACUUAACAGAGCGCAUCAUCAAUGGACGGGGGAGCUAGAUACUUCACACUGGGGGUUAUUAAGUAAACUGGCAAUUGGGGAGAAUUGACGCAAAGGUAUUGCAUCUGAUAUUGUUCCGCUAUUACUUGCUUAUAGAACAAUUCUACUGAAACCCACAGAUUCUUGGCAAAUCCUUCCGUAUUAUGACAGUUCUGACACGUUCAAUACAUUCUCAAUAUUUUUCUCUCAUAUUAUCGCCUUGCCAGUUUAAUUCUAGCCUGUAUUCGUAUGACACAAAAGGAGAUCAUUGGUAGGUGGAAUGCCUUAGUUGCCAUAGCAGCAAAAAUCUAAAAUGUUUCACAGAUGGAUUUUAAACCUUUUAAAACCUGUGACAAAUUGAAAUGACAAUACACUCAAUGAAUAGAUUAUGCAUCUUUUAAAGGAGCAAGCACAGUCUCUGGUUUGCAAACUGAAUGGAAUAAACCGACAUCUGGAAUCGUUGUGUGCUCUCUAUAACCACUUAAAGAUUUUCUUAAUGGUCCUUGCGGAAAACUAAAAAGCUCCUGGUUAGGAUGGCGGCAUUGCGUGCUUAAUUGCUGCCGCCAACUGGGUGACGGGAGCUUCAUAUUCAAAUAUGCAGGUUUCAGGCAAGCUAGGAAUAGACAUGGAUCUUAAAAAGUAACUGACCUUUGACACCAUAAACAUUUACACUCUGAAAUUAUACUUAGCUUUUUUGAAAAGUUUAUAAAGUAAAAUUUUACCCUCUGAUUUAUUAUUAUUAUUAUUAUUAUUAUUAUUAUUAUUAUUAUUAUUAUUAUUAUUUAAUUCAUAAUUUUAUUCUUGCAUAGGCCUUACAUCGGGUAACCACACAGAGGAUCUCUGAAUAUGCAUCUAAUGAAGCAGACUUUGUAAGCUUCUCUCUGUAUACAACAAUUUGGGACACAUGGGAAAUUGCCAUGUGGAAUGGUCAAAUAUUAAUUGUAGAUUAUUUAAAAUGAUAUUUAAUGUGGACCUUUCUUCGUACUGUAAUAUAGAUCUCUGAACUGCCUGUAACUUUCCUUUUUAUUGGCUUUCAUUUUUAAUUGUUAUAAAGUUCUACUUAAUCAUAGCCUACUUAUUACACAGAGCCCGGUAACCAGAGCUCUCUCGAUAGAAACUUAUAUUCAAAAACUUGAAUUAGCCUAGAUUUGAUCUGUAUUAACCAAUCAUUUUAAACAAAAGGCUAAGUUCCAGGGCUCAUCAGUUCCACUGCCUCUAGUCAUUGUCGAGUGACAAUUUAGCCCUAGCGAGUAGAAAUUCACCCUUUGUGGGUAUGCUAUGCCUUGCCGUGGCUAGUAACUUUUAAGGGCUGGCUAGAAGAAUAGGACUUCAAAUUUUAAGACCUACUAAGCUCUUUGUAGCAAUUUGUUUAAAAGUAUAGUGUCAGAGGGCUUUGUAACUUGUUGGCCUUGGCUUGGUUUAAUAAAAUGAUAUCAAGAUUAAUCUGUACGCUCUGUCCCUUUGUCACAGUACUAUGUACAUGCAUCCUUUAUCUAUCUUGUUUUAUUUAAAUGUUUGGUGUUCUGUAUAUCAAACCAUGACACAAUCGUAUUUCAUUGCUAUGUGACCCAGCGAGCUCCUCUCUGUGGUAGUUACAGGUACAGAAGCUGAGAAUGAACCACAUUCGAGGUCCUUAUUAUGGAGGAUCCCUUCCUAACGUAAACCAGAUUGGAAGUGGCACAGCAGAUUUUCAGGUGACUCCGGCUUGUUAUGUACCCCACAUUCCUUUCUUGCCCCUCUGUACCCCACUAAUCCACGUUAGCUGCUACUCUUUUCUCUGUCUGGCUGCCUAUUUAUGAUUUCCCAGCCCAUUGUCUGCAUCCUAAUGUUCCACGGAAAUCGCUCCUCUCCGCUUUGUGUCAUUCCCACAUCUAGACCUCUCACUUAUUCCUGUGCUGCGUUCUACUGUUUCCCAGGAUCCUUUGCUCUUUGCUUUGUGUGCCUGCUUAGUCCUUGACUCCAUCUUUCUGAUUUUUAGAUCUCGCUCAACUUGGCAUUAUUUGGUGGAGUGCUACUUUCAGACCUUUGCUUUUUGUGCCUAAUCUUUCCUGUUCCUAUAGAUCCAUGGAAUUGCUUGUACUUUGCCUAAUUUGAAAAUGUUAAAUCCUCUCCUAAUGCCCGUGCUGCUUCCUACUGAUUCACUGAAUCCGUUCCUCUUUGCUUUGUUUGUUGGGCAGCCACAUUCAGGCCUCCCUGAUCGUGAUUGUGCUUCAUCUUACUGAUCUAUGGAAUCUGUUACUCUGUGCCUUGUGUUCUGUGCUGCCCCAUCCAGACCCACCUGCCCGUUCCUAUGCUGCAUCUUUGCGAUUUGUGGAAUCUAUUGCUUGGUGUUUUGUCUGUCAAAUUGCCAGGGCUCCUCUGAUAGUUCCUGUGCUACAUUCUCCUGAUAUGUUGGCUUUGCUCCUCUUUCCUAUGUGACUUCGUGCCGGUGUCUGCCUUCCUGCCUCAGUUUUUUGCUGCAACCCAGUGAACCACUGAAUCUGCUCCUGUUUGCUGUGUGUAUCUGGCUGUUAAUUUCUGUCUUCCUUGAUGAUUUAUGGAGUUUAUUAGUGCUUUGCCUAGUGAAUUGCCAUCUCUUGUCUAACACAUGCUACUGAUCAACAGAAUCUGACCCUCUUUGAGUUUUGUGCCAGGCUGCCCUGUCCUGCCUCUGCUUAUUCCUAUGCUUCUACCUUUCUAUCCAUGGAAUUUGCUCCUGUAUGUUAUGUCCGGCAGCUAUUGGCCUCCAUGCUCUUCCUGUACACAUGUUAAUUCCAUAAUUAUAUGCCCAGCAUAUGUUUCUUCUGCUUGACUUCUCUGUUUUUGUAGUUCUCUUUUCCAGUCCACUGUAUGCUUCUGACUGGCUGCAUGACCCUGUGUUUGGUAGCUUGGCCCUUGAUCAAUGUGCUUUGCCUUUGACCCAUGACUGUACAGCAGUAUUCUGUGAUCCCCAAUCUUAUUAUCCUGCCAUGUCCUGGUCUUUUGGUAAUCAUGUAUCCCAUUGUCCUACAGGGUUCCCCACAUUCCCCUUCGGACCCUACUCGCAGCACACGACACCACGGCUUAGUGGAGAGAGUGCAUAGAGACCCCCGACGUAUGAUGUCACCACUGCGUCGUUAUAUGCGUCAAAUAUCCUUUUCCUUUUUUUUGUGACCAUGUGAUGCUUCUGAAUGUAUAUUGUCACCGUAAUGCCAAUGUAACCGCUUUCUGCUGAUGUAUAGCGUGCAGGCCUAGUAGUCCGUUUAUUAUGGAUGGCUUACCGUAGAUGUCUCAAAUGAGAAAUUAUCCUUAUGAUGUUAAGCUGCAUAUUGGUGUGUAUGUUUGGAGGCCUUCCUUUUAUACCCCAUCUAUAUCUAAGGGUUAAUAUGUGUGCCAUGUUCGUGCUAUAUCAGGUAUUGAUUUUAUUUACUCUUCACAAAGCAGCAGUAUUUAGAAGUGGGUAAUUGCCCCUCCACCUGUGAUGGGCAGAUUGCCUGAAAAGAGUCUGUUUAAUUUCUCACUUUAUCCUCCUGGUCUUCUAUGUAGGCCAACAAGUCUCUUAAGUAGAUGAGGAAAGGGCCAGCUUGGCAGUGGAACACACUUGGUGGCAUGUGUUCCACUUAUUAGCUCUGUCACCAGUCCACGUACGCUGUAGUUUAGACAUGUUCCAAGAUGAUUGCAAGCCCACUGCGCAUGCGCAAAAGCAGUCAGUUGGCAGCUGGCCCCAAAAAUUCAAACUCUCUAUUUAAAGACUUUUUGCUGUCUAAGUACUGCAGUAGGUAGUUUCCAGACGUGUUUCAGAUGCAGCUCUCAUCGCGGCCUCCUCCAUAGGUUUUCUGAUUAGGAGUGUUUCGGGGUUCAACUUCAGGGUUAUCUUGGUCAGGCACUGCUUGCAUAAUAUUUCUUUAACUUGCACACAUCGAUAGCUCCCCAUAUGGUGUUUCCUACCUUUCCCCGCACCAGGAUCCCAGCUUGAGAAGGUACUAUGAUGGAAGAUGUGAUAACUCUUUAAUAUGUUCAGUUUGGGGGGUUGGGGGUUAAUGUAGGUUAUCUUCCUUUUUCUGUGGCCCUCUGAUUGUCCUGAGCACCAGGUUCUCUGAUCUACUGCUGUCUACCUACUAUUUUUUCUCACUUUUAUUGAAACAUUUGCUUCCAUGUCUGCACUAUUACUAAACAUUCGAGGAGUCAUUUCACUCCGCGUUACAGAAAAAAAUAUUUAUAUUUAUGUCAAAUUUCUGGCACUAAGCAGAUGCGCAGACACACUGCUUUGUUUGGAGGACAUAUUUUCAGCAGGUACAGUGCUCGUAUUGGGGGACACGUUUUCAUUAGACAGUGCUGGUAUUGGAUCUGAGAUAUGUUUAUAUGACUUCUCAGGUUGUUUUGGGUUUCAACCUGGCAGACCGUGUUCCAUUCCUUGAUUGGGAAUAAAACUUUUUUUUAUUUAAAAAAGAAAAGAAAAAAAUAUAAUUAUGGGUUUUGUUUUAAUCAGACAAAACAAAAACAAACGUUUGAGAUGUAACAUGCAGUGAAUAUUUUGUAUUCCAUACAAUGUAGUUUAUCCAAGUUUUAAUUGGGACUUUUACAAAUAUAUAUGAACAUACAGCCGCCUAAAUCUCACGUGCUCAUGAAUACAAACCCCCAAAACAUAAUCAUGCAUAGAUUGAGCUUACAACCUUUUGAUUACUAGCUCCAUACUUUAUUUCUAGGCUUCUUUUUAUGCACUGAUUUGGUUUGGGAUUCCUUACUGGAAAUUAAAUAGUGCACUUCACAAAUUGCCUCCAUGAUGCAGAGUGGGCACUUUUCACAAACGACCUAUGUUCUGCACAUGCCCAGCUGUUACCUCUCAGUAGCUUAACCAGACAGCCAUUGUUCAGUAUCAGUGAGCCAGUCUGUGCUGUGGUGGAAGAAAGGGAGAGGAAACUAGUACUACAGUAAUGUAAGGUGUAUGCUUACCAAUUAUAACAGAGCUGUGAAGUCAGUAAUUUUUAGUAAAUCUCCCACAAUUUAAAAUGUUGACUUAUACACAGCAUAUAUGGUAAAUUGUAAUAUAAUUAUAUAUUAUAUUGGUUUGUCUCUCUAAAUGCAUAUAAAGUAUAUGCUCUCGUAAUUCUUCCUGUCUUUGCUUUAGAGUUCCUACCUUUAACCUGGAAUGGGUAUAACUUGCUAGGAUUUUUUUAUCCAGUAUUAUAAGUAUGCAUUACAUAACAAACAGUGUAGUUAAAGCCACUGGGUUGUUGUAUGUGUAGGAAGUAUUGACGUUAAACUUGGCCAAAUGGCUUGAGUUGUGCUAUAAUUCACAUUGCUCGAAUCCAUUUUGAAAAGCAAGUUGGAUUUCUAAAGGAAUGUAGUCUCCAAGUUUAGUGUCUGCACACCCUGUCAAUGGUUUCAUUCUCUCAAAUUUUAUUUUAUCAUAAAGGAACAUGCCAUGGGGAAACUACCCCUCGGACACAGGACAGCUGUUCAGGCUGCCCACUGCAUUAAACAGGUGACUUAUCAUGCCUAUUCUCGGCUCUGCUCCUACUUCCUGUGCUCCGUGUUUGUCGCUGUAAUGGAGUGCCUUGCAGCCAUGUCUGUAGUGCUUUGUGUAGUAGGUGUGUGUCAGUAUGUUGUACUAUGUGUAUAUGUGUCUGAUGUUUGCAUGGUGGUUUGAGAUGCUUUCAGAGAACUCGUAUACAAGCAUAGAGUAGCACGCACGGCUGGGUGCGUACAUACCCAUGUCUAAUGCUGUGUGUAGUUGUAUGUGUGACUAAUAUAUGUAUAUUGGCGUACUUUGGGUGGCCAUAGGCAUCUGUAGCUGUGUAGUACCGUAACAUACAUGUUUUGUGUGUAUAUUAGUUAUGAUACUUUGUAUGUAGUAGAGUGUGUGGUGGGUGCUGAAUGGGUAGUACUGUAAUAUACAUGCUGGUAGCUAAUGAAGUGAUUGUAGGGUCGUGGCUUGCGGUGCUUACGGCUAUACACUGGUGAUUUUACCUUAUUCAUGCUUUUCUAUGUUUUGUUGUACUCUCUGCCUUCUGUCACAUUGCAUGUUUUGAUGUAGGUAUGUCCUAUUUUUUAUUUUAUUUUCUCUCAGAACAAACUCAGACUCAGCCCUGCACACCAGCUUAAUGAACCCCAGCUCCCAGGACCCAUACCACAACCCUUCACAGAUUGUACACCCUGCAAGCAGGAGGAGCGGUGAGUUCUUGUGGAAUGGCGAGGUGUGGGGGGGAAUUGGUGAUCGAUUUAUUUUAGUUUAAAUGUAAAGACAAUAGCGCUAGCUGUGUAAACUGGAAUGGAGCACGUUAAAUGACCAUUACGGGUUUCGAUGUAAAAGCCUUGUGUAGUUUACAACAGCUUCUUCCCAGGAGUUCUUAUUAAGUGGGCUAUAGUGUCACCUUCAUGACCAUAGAUUGCUAAGCUCGUUAGGAUUGGGAAACUAAAUAGUUUUGGAAAGUAUGGGUGAAGGGCUAAGUUUGUCUAAGUGAUGGCUGAUUGUCUUAUUAAGAAGGAGAUUUAACUAGGAGCAGGAACAGAGCAGCUUAAUGUCCUAACAAGGGUUAGAACUGAUAUGUUUUUAUCCCCACAGCAUUUCCCUUCCCUGUCCCAGCAAUCGAGGAAAACCUGCAGUCAGAUGGCAAACACUUACUGAAACCAAGCGAUACCAAGAAAGUGAGCAUUCAUUUACCUGAAUUAUGGGUGUCUGGGUUGAUGUGUGUUACAUGGAUCAGAAUAGCAGUGACUACAGCCCAAUGUGCCAGUUUGCAAGAGGUGUACGUACUAUGUGCUAAAAGACAUGGCAAUACCAGCAUUAAAUAAUAGACAUCUUUCACACUAAUGUUAAAUGUAGCAAUCUGUUGCUGACUUCCAGACAGGACCAGAUACGCUGAUAUUGGAGUCAGACAUGGCACAGGACGGUAAUGUAACAACAUAUAGCCAAGACCAAAUCCUUAAGAAGAAUAUAUAAUAUAUAUGUGUUUUCAGAGAUGCAUUGUGAUUGCCAUUUGAUCUUUUCUGACCUUAUUCUUUCUGCUUGUUACAUCGUCAGCUCCCAGCAUCUUCUGCUCGACCAAAGUCCUGUGAAGUUCCUGGAAUUAAGUAAGUGACCCAAAAUCCCAAGGCUUAGCAGUAGAGGAACUGUUCUCUCUAUAUUCAUUGGUGUCACCUUAGGGAGCAUGAGUUCGGCGACAGCUGAAAAUGAUCUGCCAAUAGGUACAGCCAGAUGGGUAUACUGCUACAGGAAGCAGAACGUGCGGGAACUGUCAACUUAUGGGCACAGUGGGGUGGGUAAACGGUCAGGGUUUUGGCCUUGAUUUUAAGGAUUGUGGAUAAGCUUUUCAAACAAUUUAAUAUUUUUGGAUAUACUUAAAAUUAUUUUUUCAAAAUAUUAAAAUAUAAAAAAAAAUCCUAUAUAAAAAAAUCUAUCAUUCUACCAAAAAGCAUCAUAAUAUUAACUUAUUUUUGAUAAUAUUAAAUAGUUUUAAAGGUUUAUCCAAAAAUGUUAAAUCAUUUGAAAAUCUAAAAUAUUACCCCAUAAGGACCGAUGACGGUUCAUGACCGUCACCGGAAACAUUCCCUUGAGGACCGAUGACAGUCCUGAACUGUCAUAAUGGUAUUAGGUACUUACCUGAUCGCCACCGUUCCCCCGGUGGCUAACGACGCUGCUCACGGUCCAGGGGGACUGCCUGUCUGCUCAGACAGUCUCCCUGCGGCAAAUUAGGACCCCGUGGUCACGUGAUCGCUCUAACAGAGGUGCCUGUGUAUCUGCCUGCAGGGGGACUAUCUGUGCUGACAGGCAGUCUCCCUGCAAGUGUAAAAAAAAAAAAAAAAGUAAAAAAAAAAAAAAAGCAAUCCGUGUAAAAAAAUUAAAUAUAUAUAAUUUAAUAAUAAUCUUAUAUACAUAAUGUCAAACUAAGUGUGUGUGUGUAUAUAUAUAUAUAUAUAUGUGUGUAAUUUUAUUCUAACGGUAUUUUGAUAUUAAUAUAUAAAUAAAUAAAAAUAAUAAGAAAUAUUCAUAUGUCCAUAUACAUAAUUACAUAAAUAUACACGCAGACGUCAAAUAUAUAAAUACCAUAUAUACUCAAGUAUAAGCCGACCCGAAUAUAACCCGAGGCACCUAAUUUUACCACAAAAAACUGGGAAAACUUAUUGACUCGAGUAUAAGCCUAGGGUGGGAAAUGCAGCAGCUACUGAUAAAUUUUAAAACUAAAAAUAGAUACCAAUAAAAUUACAUUAAUUGAGGCAUCAGUGCCGUACUGGGCAAGAACCAUAACAUUUUCUUAUUUAUGAAAAUCCAUCUUUAACACUUUUUGGACAGGUAUAUUUAUAAAAAUAACAAAAGUAAAACACAAGCUUUACUGAAGAAAUUAUUGUUACAUUAAACAAAAUAUAAUCAGUUUGAUUGGAAAUAAGACAAUAUCACCCAUUUAGGUGUUCAACUUACCAAAAAUACACAUUCUUUACUUAAAGCAAUCCAUUUAAAAUGAUGCAUAAUACAUUUGUGUUGUGGUCAUUAAUGGCGGUGUCGUUGUUUAACUGUUUUGAAAAUGUCAAUGUUACCAGGUAUUCUUUAUCUGUCUAUAUAUAUAUAUAUAUAUAUUUUCUAAUGUCAUUCUCCUCACCUCCCCUUCCCUGUAGCGUGGCCGAGCUCUUCUCUGGUCUGCGGUACAGGAGUUUCUGUUUCCUGUUCCAGUCUCGCCGGGUACAGGAAACGGAUGUUCCUGUAUCACGGACUGGAGAGGAGCUCGGGCACGCUACAGGAAAGGGGAGGGGAGGUGAGGAGAGAGGCAGUGCUGCAGCCGCCUGAGGCUCUCUAUAGAGUGCUUAGGCGGCUGCCGCAUUAGAGACCUAGGCAGCUGCCUAUUUCGCCUUAUAGGUAUAGAAAGCGAGGGGGGCUUUUUCUGCAUAAAAAAUGUGCUGAACAAGUCGGCUUAUACACGAGUAUAUACGGUAUGUGUGUGUAUGUAUAUGUAUAUAUAUAUAUAUUUAAAUUCUACGUGCAUAUUUAUGUAAUAUUUUUACAUAAUUAAGUGAUUUUAUUGAUUGCUGUUUGAGGGAUCUGCCUGACAACCCAGGCCGAAAGUCCAGGGAACUUAAUUUGCUAGCACUGUGUUUAACCCUGUAACUUUCUAUGACACCCUAAAACCUGUACAUGGGGCAUACUGUUUUACUCGGGAGUCUUUGCUGAACUUUUUUUUUUUCAUUGAAGUUUGCCAGAUUGGUUAUGUUGCCUUUGAGAGCGUAUGGUAGCCCAGGAAUGAGAAUUAGCUCCAUGAUGGCAUACCAUUUGCAAAAAAAGACAGCCCAAGUAUUGCAAAUGGGGUAUGUCCAGCCUUUUCUAGUAGCCACUUAGUCACAAACACUGGGCAAAGUUAGCGUUCAUAAUAGUUUUUUGCAUUUUUAACACACAAACAAAUAUAAAUGCUAACUUUGGCCAGUGUUUGUGACUAAGUAGCCACUGAAAAAGACUGGACAUACCCCAUAUUGAAUACCCUGGAUUAUCUACUUUAAAAAAAAUAUGUACAUGUGAGGGGUGAUUCAGGGAUUUCUGACAGAUAAUAGUGUUACAAUGUCACUAUUGAUACAUUUAAAAAAAUAUAUGUUGAAACAGCAAUUUCCUACUUGUACUUAUAGUCCUAUAACUUGCAACAACAAAAAAAGAAUGUAAACACUGGGUGUUUUUAAACUCUGGACAAAAUUUUGAAUCUAUUUAGCAGGUUUUUCAUUAGCUUUUGUAGAGAAGUAAAACAUUUUUCAAGUAAAAGUCCAAAAACAUGGGUUUUUUUUCCCGAUUUUUCAUGAUAUAAAUAAUGGUAUGUAAAGAAAGCCCUUCUUGUCCUAAAAAAACAAAUAUAUAAUUUGUAUGGGAACUGUAAAUGAGAGAGCGGAAAAUUACAGCUAAACACAAACACCACAAAAGUGUUAAAAUCGCUCUGGUCCUUAAUGUUUGGGAAAUAUUUGUAACAAUUUGUCUAUCAUUGACUUUCUACAGGCACCAGCUGACACAUAAACACUUGUAUCUGUGACAACAUUGGUAAUUUUACUAUUUUUGCUUCUAGCAUUUACCCUUCCAUGGACCAGCCUGCCAACAUGCCCUCCGUGCCCAAUGUACUCAGUACUGGGGGAUCACUGCCUGAUCUGACAAACCUGCACUCUCCCCACCCUACCCCACGGGAUGCUGAGGAUUCUGGUUUCAAAAGCCUGAGUGGGGGGAACAGCACUGGCAAUCUUGCCAACACCAUGACCCAUCUGGGCAUAAGCCGGAUCGGUCUGCCACCAGCCUAUGAUUCAUCAGGUAUGGUCUUUAGGCACUCCUUUCAUUCCUUGUUUAAACCGAAUGUCUUCCUGAAUGAAGAGUCCUCCAGAUGUGUUAAUGCCCUAUCUUUAUACAGGUUUCCCGUCACUGAGCCGUCCAUCUCUGCAAUCAUCUCUCAGCAACCCAAAUCUACAGGCUUCACUAAGCAGCACCUCUCUGCAGAGUUCCUUCAGCAACCCAUCUCUGCAGUCCUCGCUCAGCAGCCAAUCCUUGCCCUCCUCUCUCAGUUAUCAGUCAAUCUCCCCUUCUGCCAGCAACCACAGCCUGCAAUCUGCUUACAGCACUCCUUCCUCACCUUCUUCGUCAUCCUCAUUUCCGCCACUGGCGCCUGCCUCCAUGAACACUUCCCCACGCCGUAGAGUUCCACUUAGUCCCCUUUCACUGCCAAUGGGGGGAGAUUCCAGGAGGCCACACCAGAAGCAGUUCUCCCCUACAAUGUCCCCUACCCUUUCUUCUAUAACACAGGUAGGUCCUUAACUCAUGUUUGUGUGUUGCACAAGGUCACAGGACUGUGUCACACGGAUUUACUUGUACAGUGCAUUCCUUGUAGGAUUGUAUUUCUUAUUAUGUGUUAUGUCAUUUCCAGGGAGUCCCUUUGGAUACAAGCAAACUGCCAACAGAUCAAAGGCUGCCCAUGUACCACUUCAAUCUUCCAAAUUUAUUACAGCAACCACAGCAUCCCUCUCAGCAUCCAGUAAUGUAUUCAACACAGCAAACAAUGCCUCAACAGCCAACACAGCAACAAAUGCCUCAGCAGCUGGCACAGCAAACAAUGCAUCAUUCGCAGCAGCCAACACAGCAAACAAUGCAUCAUUCGCAGCAGCCAACACAGCAAACAAUGCAUCAUUUGCAGCAGCCGGCACAGCAAACAAUGCAGCAUUCGCAGCAUUCGGCACAGCAAACAAUGCAGCAUUCGCAGCAUUCGGCACAGCAAACAAUGCAGCAUUCGCAGCAGCCAACAUCGCAAACAAUGCAUCAGUCGCAGCAGCCAACACAGCAAACAAUGCAUCAGUUGCAACAGGUAGCACAGCAAACAAUGCAUCAGUCGCAGCAGCAAACAAUGCAUCAGUUGCAACAGGCAGCACAGCAAACAAUGAAUCAGUUGCAACAGGCAGCACAGCAAGUAAUGCAUCAGUCGCAGCAGCUGGAAGAGCAAAAAAUGUCUCAAUCUCAAUAUUCGGCUCAACAAAUAAUGCAUCAGUCGCAGCAUCCAGCAUCGCAGUCAAUGCAUCAAACACAGCAUCCAGCAUCACAAUCAAUGCAUCAAUCACAGCAUCCAUCAUCGCAGUCAAUGCAUCAGUCACAUCAAACCUCAUCGCAAUCAAUGCAUCAGUCGCAGCAUCCAUCAUCACAAUCAAUGUAUCAGUCACAGCAGGCAGCACAUCAAGCAAUGCAUCAGGCAAUGCGUGAGUCGCAGCAUUCUGCACAGCAAGCAAUGCAUGAUUCACAGCAUUCAGCACAGCAAGCAAUGCAUGAGUCACAGCAUUCAGCACAGCAAGCAAUGCAUGAGUCGCAGCAUCCAGCACAGCAAGCAAGGCAUCAGUCGCAGCAAGCAGCACAGCAAGCAAUGCAUCAGUUGCAGCAGGCAGGACAACAAACAAUGCAUCCGUUGCAGCAGGCAGGACAGCAAACAAUGCAUCAGUCGCAGCAGGCAGGACAACAAACAAUGCAGCAGUCGCAGCAGUCGGCAGAGCAAACCAUGCAUCAGUCACAGCAGCCAGCACAGCAAACAAUGCAUCAGCCGCAGCAGUCGGGAGAGCAAACCAUGCAGCAGUCACAGCAGCCAGCACAGCAAUCCAUACAUCAGUCGGCACAGCAAACCAUGCAUCAGUCGCAGCAGCCGGCACAGCAAACCAUGCAUCAGUCGCAGCAGCCGGCACAGCAAACCAUGCAUCAGUCGCAGCAGCCGGCACAGCAAACCAUGCAUCAGUCGCAGCAGCCGGCACAGCAAACCAUGCAUCAGUCGCAGCAGCCGGCACAGCAAACCAUGCAUCAGUCGCAGCAGCCGGCACAGCAAACCAUGCAUCAGUCGCAGCAGCCGGCACAGCAAACCAUGCAUCAGUCGCAGCAGCCGGCACAGCAAACAGUACAUCCCUCUCAGCAAUCUUCAUAUCAGUCACAUCAAACACUGAACCAAUCUUCACAGCGCCAGUCUCUGCAACAUUUGCAGCAAAUGCACGAACACCAACCACCUCCUUAUCAAGAUUUACAGAAGCCAUCAAAUUACUUCUCUUUAUGCCAGCAGAAUUCAGGGGGUCAGCCGUAUCAGCAUCUCCUUGGUUUUAAUCUUAGCACUGUGAGUACCAUCAUGGUCCGGUUCUUUAUUUCCACUCCCUCCACUCCACUGCUGCUCACUAAUCACAGAUAGAACUCUUCUACUUAAUACGUAUAAGCUGUGGAUUAUCCCUGCCUUGUUAGGCCUGGUCAGUCUGUAUGCUUCUAGUCUGUUGGCUAUAUUGCCCAUCAGUGUCCUCAAUGGUCAAUAUAGAUCUCUCUAUCGCUUUCUCUCUCUUCCCCUCCCCAACCCCCAGCAUUCAGAGUGCAGGCCAGUUCUCUCUCUCUCAGCAUUCAGAGUGCAGGACAGUUCUCUCUCACUCAGCAUUCAGAGUGCAGGCCGGUCCUCUCUCUCUCUCAGCAUUCAGAGUGCAGGCCAGUUCUCUCUCCCUCCACAUUUAGAGUGCAGGCCAGUUCUCUCUCCCCCCACAUUUAGAGUGCAGGCCAGUUCUUCCUCUCUCUCCCCACAUUUAGAGUGCAUGCCAGUUCUCUCUCCCCCCCCCACAUUAGAGUGCAGCCCAGUUCUUCCUCUCUCCCCACAUUAGAGUGCAGCCCAAUUCUUCCUCUCUCCCCACAUUAGAGUGCAGCCCAGUUCUUCCUCUCUAUCCCCACAUUAGAGUGCAGACCAGUUCUCUCUCUCCCCACAUUAAGAGUGCAGGCCAGUUCUUCCUCUCUCUCCCCACAUUUAGAGUGCAGGCCAGUUCUCACUCUCCCCACAUUUAGAGUGCAGGCCAGUUCUCACUCUCCCCACAUUUAGAGUGCAGGCCAGUUCUCACUCUCCCCACAUUUAGAGUGCAGGCCAGGCCUUCCCAUCUCUCCCCACAUUUAGAGUGCAGGCCAGGUCUUCCCAUCUCUCCCCAGAUUCAAAAUGCAGGCCAGUUCUUCCCCCCUCUCUCCCCGCUUUCAGAGUGCAGGUCAUUUCUUUCUCUCUCUUCUAUAUGUGUGUAGGUGCACUGUUGACCAACUGAACUUUGUCAUAUAAAUGACUUGCCUUCUUGGAACAUCAAUAUUAUGGUUUUAUUGCCACGGUCAAUAAAAACAUUCCUUGUCUUAAUUCUUCAGACAUUAUAUAAAGGAAUUAAUAUUUGUAUUAUCUUAGGACAAUAAAGAUGGAGAAGGCUCUUCUUUCCAUACCAUUGAGAUGGAUGUAAUCUGUGGUUAUAGUGGAUGUAACCUAUUAAUGCUGGGAACAUACGUACUUCAGAUUGUAUAGAUGCAAUCUAUGAAAACAAUAGUUGUGGUCAAGUUAAGACAAAAGUAGCAGUGCAUAUAAUAUCAUGUAAUUCUAGUUAUCUUAUAUAUAUAUAUUGUAGGCAAUAUUGUAUUAUGAUAAAAACAAAGAUAUUGGACGAAACAAAUUAAUAUAAAUCUCAUGCAUUCUUCAAUAAUCAAAUUCCUAUUAUAAUAACUAUAAACGCUUUUACUUAUACUUUAAUUAUGUCUACUACACUAAUUUUAUUUGAGAGAUUUCUGGUUUAAUUUUUCACCUCUUUAAAAAAAAAAAAUUAGGAAAGAAAAAAAGAAUGUUCUUUGUAUUAGUCGAGACAUGGCAUACGUCUUAAAUUCCACUGUAAUCCUCUCAUCUGAGAGGGUCUCGCCAUAUUUAUGGUUUGGGAAUUAGCGUUUGUAAAGUCCUUUUCAAAAUGAACUUUUUUCACAGGAUGAGUGAACAACAUGGCUUCUGGCAUCCAUGUUUAUGUUAAUUUUGAAAUAUCAGUUAAUUGUACAUAGUUCUUGUUUGAUAGAAUUAACGCAUUGAUAGUCAGAGGAUGUAAAUGUUUGUGGGAGUCAGUGACAAAUGGUUAUUCAGGCCUGGCUAUUUAACCUUGCAAUGUACCCUUUACUUUCAGUUUGAGCAGUCUAACAUGGAGAGUUCAAAUGGGCGGCAGGAUCCAAGCAGUGACGCCUUCUUCGGAGAUUAUCAUCAUGUUCUCACUGAUGACCUGAGUGGUAGCAGUGUCUACAACCCACAAUCCUUAAAUAAACAGAACCUCAACAAUUGCAGCCGGCAUGACCCCAUCCCAAAUAUCAUACUCACAGGUUUGUACCUUCCAGUAUUGCUCUAUUGUCAGGUGGUGGUCAUCCGCCUUCUCCCAGGUCAGCCUGUACUUCCUAUCUGCCUUUUCCCAGGUCAGCCUGUACUUCCUCUCUGCCUUCUCCCAGGUCAGACUGUACUUCCCCUCUGCCUUCUCCCAGGUCAGACUGUACUUCCCCUCUGCCUUCUCCCAGGUCAGACUGUACUUCCCCUCUGCCUUCUCCCAGGUCAGACUGUACUUCCCCUCUGCCUUCUCCCAGGUCAGACUGUACUUCCCCUCUGCCUUCUCCCAGGUCAGACUGUACUUCCCCUCUGCCUUCUCCCAGGUCAGACUGUACUGCCUCUCUGCAUUGACCCAGGAGGUGGUACCAUACAAGAAGUAAAGUAGUAUAUAAGCUGUCUUCUGUGUUUUACUAGAGAUUGAUCAUUGACAAGCCAGGUCAUAUAUGUUUAGUCACUGGUUAGGUUGGUAUAUGUUUUCCACAUAUCACAUUUGCCAAUAUAAGCCAGGCUUGUUGAUGCCAUUUGUUGAUGGAGGCAGGUAUACAUGUAAGACCGCCCAUAUUUGAUAGGUUCGUAGUCUGAAAUGGUGUAUAAAAGAUAUGUCUAUCUGACCAAUUAGGACAGGUAGAGGUGUAUGUCAUGAACACACUACUCCAAGUGUGCUUGCUGGAAUCUAUAUGGGCAACAGUUCGCUGUGAAUUGCUGCACAUACAGAGCUUAACUACUUUCCUGCCAAAAGUAUAACUAUAUCUCUGGCAGCAUCAUUGGGGCUUCAUUAGCCAGCCCGGAACUAGAGUCGGCUAAUGUCAAUUCUGUUUAUAUUCCGAUCAUGUGACGCUUUCUGCCAAUGAACGGCGGAGGGGAUAUCUGUCUUCUGCAGCUGCAUUACCAGGAUGCCAUCACAGCCGGCCACAUAGGACCCUUGGCCCAGUGGCGCCCCAGCUAAGAGAGCAAUGGCACCAGGAUACUUAUGAUACCAAAGCCACUACCACUCCCUGUAAUGGAGUAACCCUUUAAAAUAAGAUUCAAAUACAUUAUAGUAUCUGCUACUUUAUGUAAUGUCUACAUUUAAGAGUGCAUCUCCUCGCUUGCUAAUGAACAAUAAAGGUAGCCAUUUUCAAACCCACUUUGAUGGGACAACCAUAAACUGUAAAGGUAAUUAAGAUCUAGGUAGCAUUUAUAAAUCCUGAAGUUACAUGCCAGUCUCAAAAAUGCACCAUAGGAAUUUUAAUCAUUCAUAUGGUGCUCCACAAUAGAGGGUUUACAAACGGCUACCCCUAAAUGACAACGGUAAGCCAGGAGAUGCACUAAAAAUAGUUGUUGGCCUCAUAUGUUCUGCAUUACAGAUUAAUGCACAAUAAGACUGUAUUACAUGCACUUUUAUUUCCAGUAAUAAUUUGAGUUUUCCUUAAAAAAAAAAAAAAAAAAAUCCUUAACAUUUUCUUUUGUUUCCUAUAAAGUUUUUUAGGCAUUGCAUAAGUUAUCUUGGAAGUCAGGCAUUGUGAUGGCACCAGUCUGUGUGUCUGUCUAGGCUAAUAUAAUGUUUACGGAUACCAUGCACUGCUCACACACGUUCCCUUCCUUUUUAUGCAGACGUGGAUUCUUCUCCUGGUUUAUCCAAAGAGAUUACCACAGCUUUGUCCUGCAUCCCUGGUUUUGAAGUGGAUCAGUCACUGGGAUUGGAGGAUGACCUGAACAUUGGACCUCUUACUUUGGAUGGACUCAACAUGCUCACAGACCCUUAUGCCAUCCUAACAGACCCAAUGGUGGAAGAUUCCUUUCGCUCUGAUCGUCUGCAAUGAAGACUGAUGGCUUAACAGGUCUAGAGCAGACCUUCUCUAAAUCCCCUGUGAUUAUAGAGAAGCCCGGGAAGUCCCCAUGGCUUCACGAGUGUCAAGUGGUCAACCUACAGAAUGGUCCAAACAACCAAAGAUGAAAUCGCAGAAGAGUUUAGUAAACCUACACCUGUGUGACUGAGACCCAAGCAAAUCUGUUGUCAAGCCAAGGGAUGUAAGCAUAUUGGGUUAUUUUCUAUAACUUGCCAAACCCAAAACCGCCCAGCCCAUGAUUGUUAUAAUGUGACAAUUGGAGAAAAACAGUUUACAGAAAGCCAUGGGGUGUUCCUGCUGGUUAAGAGCAAAGCAUACCCGACUUAUGUCAACUUCCAAGCCAACAAAGUUCAUAAACUGAUGCAGCAUAUAAGGUGGUCACUCCUACGAUUGGAACCUGACCCUGCUACUUGCAGUCUGUAUAUAAACAUGGCCUUUCCUUGGUUACUCUCAUCCGCGCCGGUUAUUCUGUGGUAGUUGGAGACUGGUUCGCUUGCCACUGGGCGAUACGCCAACCUGUCAAGACAUUCUGCCUUCUGUGUGGUAUUGGCUCUAGCAGCCCACGGGUGAACCCAAGCCUGCCAAACUUGAACAUCAAUUUCUAAACUAUUGUCUUUGUUUUGUAAAAUGAAAAUUUGUAUUUUAGUUACUGAUUUUUGAGAAAAGAAUAUGUAUUUGUACUGUUUUUUUUGUUUUUGUUUUUUUUAACAUUUUUAUAAUUAUGUGUUUAAAAAGAACCAGGACUGGUGUGCUGAAGCACUUUAUGUGAGAAGCGGGGAGCAUGCUAAAAUCCCACAAUCCUUUGCGUUAAUGGUCUGGCACUUCAUUAUAAAUCAGAGCCUCUCGCAUUUCUUUUUGCAGCACCUAGUUCUCCUCAACUGGACAGUGUGGUAUUGAAGGAGAAUUACCUUCCCCGAACAAAAAAGGACAUCACAUUUCAGAGUUUUGUAUAUACCCCAGUGGAAAGACAGAGGUGCAUCACUUCCUGUGUGAAUGGUAACAGGAUAUGCAAACUUGUGCCGUGAGGUUUUUUUUUUUAUGAAGAGAGACCACAUUUUUUUAAUCCCAAAUCACUUCCUGUUGGAGCUUUAAAAACAACUGCUCUAACUACCCGCACAGUCAAAAUUUCAAAGGUUACAAAAGCUUUAGCACAGGUGAGUCAGUAAACGUGGCUGAAGGACUGAUUGAUUUGAAGUGUCCGUAGGAUAAAACUCUCCUGGGCAUACCCCAAGAAGUGAUACCAGUAAGUGUUGCUGUGAAUACAGAUGUUAUCCAUGGCCUUGAUCUAGUGUCAGAUAAGGUACUGCCCUGCCUGGAGAGCUUGCAAUCAGUCGUAUUUCAGAAUGAAAGCAAGUGAUUGGAGCACAUAUAGAAGGUCCAGACAUGACGCUGACAUGCAGCAGGCUGUAUUGCUGUAGUUGGGUCACAAUAUUUCAGAUGAGGGGAAGUAAUGGUUACGUUUUCCUACACAGGAAUUUUAGAGGUAACACGGGCUCCAUCCUACUAUAAUCACUAGAGAUCAGGGGAGCCAAACGUUAGGACAAAUAGCUUUUUUUGAGCAAAGGGCACACUGGGUAUCAAUAUAGCUUUAGUGCAUUUUGGCAAUGACUGUGCUGUGUACAUACCCUUGAUAAGAAAGUCUUUUCAUGGAUUAAGGGGGCGUAUCUAAGAAGAAAGGCAUAUGGUGCAGCAUUCUGCAAAACAUUUAAUUUAUUUAUUUAUUUUAUUUACAAAAACUAUAAAGAAAUGAGCAUGCCCAAAAGACCUUUAAAGUUGUAUUGGUGCCCGGAGUGUCCCUUUAAGCCUUAUCUGUUCGACUAUCUCUGUACUAGGCAGGUUUCUCAAUGGGAGAUUUGAGCCUCCCUACUAAAUGUAAUAACAAUAUUGAUUGGUUUUAUCCAUAAUGUCCCAGCCAUUUUGAUUGUAGCUGGGAUUUACCGAGUAACGUAGAGAAUGCUGUGUACGUUGUGUGGAUAAAUAUGCCUAGUUAGACUUUAAUACUUAGUCCAUCUUACCUUAUUGUACCCGAAGACUUUACAAUGGUCUUUAGUGCACCUCUUAAUUUAAUCCCUAGUUCUCAGUCCCCCCCCUCGUCCCCCCCAAAGAACACUGAUGGUUUGCUGUCAUAGCAGUCUGGUCUGUUCCAAAAUGGAAUGCUUACUCAUUUAAAAACACCACACAGUCCAUGAUGGUGUAUGCCAUUUAGGAACCUGGUUGUGAUAAUUGAUUUAGUCCUUAAUGGGUUAAAGGGGCUCUAUAAGUACCAUAACUACUAGAACUCCUUGAAGUUGUUGUGGUGAAAUGAUGUAUGGACUCAAUUCCUCCUGAUUAAUGUAAAACUAUUUUCAAACAGUUUAACAACUUUUGUCACCUACUGCCACUUGUCUGAUGCGGAAGCUGAAUUAUGACUGCAAAUUUGGCCUGGGCCAUCUUUAAUAUUCUGUCACUUCAUUAGGUAGCUGCCCUUUAACGUUCAAAUAGUUUUUAGUUUUUUUUUACUUAAACAGCUGUACAGAGCCCGCUCACCCCUGGAGCAUUUUAACGGUUAUAUGGUGAACUUGUGAUUUGUUGCUUUGAGCAAUUGUUGUUGUUGUUUUUUUUCUUUCUUUCUUGUUAAGCAACUUAAAAAUGCAACUGUUUCAAUUCUGUGAGCGUCAAUUAAGCCAGGAUUUUGCAAUGUCUCCCAUUCCAGGCUCUGUUGAUGGGAUUUUCCCUUGGUGGUAUGAAGACUGUGCUAUUUAGAAUUAAAAACAAAUUACGGUCUCAUAGCACUUUAAAUCGGUUAUCCUCUGCGGUCACAGAGCUGAGAUUGCAUCAGAGCACUUUGUGUCAUCCUUGCACUUAUAUUCCCACUGUGUUAUAUUAGCCAAUCAUGUUCCUUCACAUUGAACAGUGCAGGAAACUAGGAUAUAUAGAGAAAAUGACAAUGGGCAUUCUGAUUGGCUGAAAUGGUUGAAAACGUGUCUUUGCAUAUGUGCCUUGUCUCUGCUAUAUUGUGUUCCCCACAAUCUAAUUUUAUACAUUGGUUCCUCUUACAUUGUCUUAAAAGAAGGAUAUUUUUUUAUAAGAAGCAGUUUUUUCCCCUGUAAAUAAUGUAUUUUUUUUCUUGUAGCGCCUAUUUUGCCAGCAAAACAUUGAAGUGGAGAAUGUUACUGUCUUUCGGGUAAAAAGGAUUCAGGAAUUCUGCCCUCUUGUGUCACCCUAGAGAAUUGAAUCUCCCUUCUAGCACUUACGCAGCUAAACACGGCUGUAAUGUUUUUAUUUUAUCAUUUUUAAAAUCACUCCCUGUAGCUGUAACUGCGGCAACCUGUGCCACAGGGAAGUAAUGACAUAUAUGAAAAUAUAUAUAUUAAAAUAUUUUUUUUUGUCCAACAAAUGGUGUAGAAAUGUAUAUAUUUGUACUGAAGUUGUCCUUUUUAUGAUAGCACAAAAAAUAAAG
This is a messenger RNA of Pelobates cultripes (western spadefoot toad), 24738 nucleotides long. The record is from the annotation of a GenBank genome assembly. Lineage: Eukaryota; Metazoa; Chordata; Amphibia; Anura; Pelobatidae.